Messenger RNA from Chenopodium quinoa (quinoa), 1758 nucleotides. RefSeq lists its product as uncharacterized. Lineage: Eukaryota; Viridiplantae; Streptophyta; Magnoliopsida; Caryophyllales; Amaranthaceae. The record is from RefSeq and is a predicted model, not a curated record. The coding region runs from base 919 to 1605 and encodes 228 amino acids. The transcript has 3 exons.
GGGCGUUUGGUUGGGGGGUUUCAGGAAACGGAAUGGGAAUGAUUCCGUUUCUUGUCGUUUGUUUUUCCAUUUCAAUCAUUCCCUUUACCCUUUUUUAUUUUUCACUUUACCUAAAAUCCCUCUAAUCUCAUUCCCUACCCCCCCCCCCUGACUUUUGCAUUCCCAUUCCCCUCUUCUUUACCCACUUCUUCAUCUCCUCUCUCUGAGCACCCUUCUUCUUCAUCUCCUCUCUCUGAGCACCCCUCUUCUUCAUCUCCUCUCGGCGAGCACCGUCAGCGACCACCACCGUCAGUGACUACCGUCAGCGACCACCGUCAGCGACCACCACCGUCAGCGAUCACCGUCAGCUUGUUCAAGCGCAUUUCCUCUUCCUUGAAAUCGACGAUAAACUCUUUCUUUCCGAUUUAAGUAUUAUGGAAGAAAGUAGUGCAAGUGGAGGUGGAAGGGGGAGAAACAAACGAUUUUGGACCGCUCAAGAAGAUGAAGUCCUUGUGGAAGCAUUGUCAGAGCUAGCUGUAGAUCCUCACUGGAGGUGUGAAAAUGGAUUCAGAAGCGGUUAUAUGGUUCGCUUGGAGGAGGUCAUAGGUAAGGCUCUUCCUGGUUGUGGUUUAAAGGCUACACCACACAUUGACUCUCGGCUUAAGACACUUGGAGCCAAGUUUAGGGCUAUUUCUCAAAUGUUAAAUACAAGUGGAUUCGUUUGGGAUGAUGAAAAAAAAAAUGGUUUCUGUGGACCGGGCUGUUUAUGACGAGUUUUGCAAGGUGCACCCCCUUUUAAGGUCCUUUUAUAGUGAGUAAUCUGUUUUUUUUUUUUUGUUGAAAUUCAUGGAUUGUUGAUUACAUUGGUUGAUUGCUAUGAGAUUAUAAUUGUUCAUUGGAAAAUAUGCCUAGUCAAAUUGAACCAACAUUUAGAAAUAUAUGGUUGUUGCAUUUGAUAUGACUGUAUGUUGUGUAUUUGAUGUUGUUGAUGAGCAUUUUUAUGUCUUCCAGAGUCAUCCUAAUUGCAAAAACUUGUAUGGAAUUUCUUUCCCCCACUUUCAUGAACUCGAGAAAAUUUAUGGCAAGGACUAUGCUACUGGAAAACCAGCUGAAGGUUUUGCUGAUGCAGUCAACAACUUGGAAAAAGUUGCCCCUCCACAAGUUACACUUGAUUCAAGUGAUGAUGAGGAUGUUCUAUGUAGUGGUAAUGUCACUCAAACUGUUACCUCUCCUCCUUAUAAAAAGAUCAAGACUGAAAACACUACAAAAAAAAGUAAGAGAGGAAGUGGUGGUGCCGGAAGUUCUAAUGAGCUCGCUAGCUUACAAGCAUUUAUGAAAGACAUGAAUGUUCAUCUUUCCACUAUGGCUACUGUGAUGGCACGCACUGAUGAUCGUGAACAACGUGCGGAUGAAAGAGAGCAAAAAUUAGUUGAAAAGAGUGAACAAGUGCUAGAGGAACUACUCUCUUUUAAUCUUGAAGGUGUCACUCCUACCCAAGUUUUUGAAGUGGCUAACAUUCUAACCGCACAACCUAACAAGCUCAUGAUAUUUUCAAAGUGUCCGGAUGCUUUGAAAGGUGCUUAUGUUAAGAGUCUUCUUGGAGGAAGCGGUGAUGGUAGUGCCUAAUAAAUUUUAUGUUAUGGUUUUAUGUAUGGUUUUGUAUUAGGAAGGAUUAUUGGCAAAGACUUUGGUUGAAUGUCAAUCUUAUUAGAAUACUUUUGGUAUGAACUUUUAUCUAUGAACAAGUACUUUGUAAUCAAUGGAGCAUGAAAAAUGUUA